Messenger RNA from Auanema sp. JU1783, 345 nucleotides. Lineage: Eukaryota; Metazoa; Nematoda; Chromadorea; Rhabditida; Rhabditidae. The record is from the annotation of a GenBank genome assembly.
AUGAUUUCUAAUGAAGGAAUAGUAAAAAAUGAUGUUUGUGCUUUGAAAGAUAUAGGAAGCGAGAUGCGUAACAUUCCCGUCAAUAUGGAUGAAUCUGAAGCUGUUAUAGAGUUCUUAAUUAAUACACAGCAUGAGCAGACUGCUAUACUAACGUGUAAAGGCCAGAAAGGGAAAAUGACCAUCAUAGAAAUAUCCAGUCAACCUUCAUUACGCGAUGAAUCAGUUGAAGAAGAUGCAAGUCUCAUUGUAAUUUGUAAUAAAGGUCAAUGGUUCUCAGAAGAUGGACUCAAAGUCAUGAACAUCAAUUGCUAUCACAUAAAUUCAUAUCUUGAACAAUUUGAAUAA